AUGGCAACUUCAAUAUCAAUGAUAUCACCACCACCGUGGAUGGUGUCAAGUAGAACAAGAAGCAAUGGCAGCCCAUCAGCUUCACUCUCUCUUAUCACUGGUUCAAGAACGAGAAGCAAUUUUUCAAUGAAUGUCACCACCAACUCCAAUACUCGCUGCGGGCUGCUUCACUGUUCCUUUCUCUCCUCCUCUUCUCUCUCUUUACCUUCUUCCUUCUCAGGUUUAUCUUUGGGAUUGGAUUUGAAUUCUAACAUUGGAGCGAGAAAGGAUAUAGGUCGUGGUCUAGUGGUGAGAGCUGGGAAGCCUGCACUUUGUCAAACCAAAAGAAACAGGUCUAAAAAGUCUCUGGCACGGACUCAUGGCUUCCGUAGAAGAAUGAGAACCACUAGUGGAAGGGCAGUGUUGAAACGUCGACGUGCCAAGGGAAGGAAGGUCCUUUGCACCAAGUCCAAUCCCAAUAGUGGGAAAGCUGCUUGA
Messenger RNA from Dovyalis caffra, 477 nucleotides. Lineage: Eukaryota; Viridiplantae; Streptophyta; Magnoliopsida; Malpighiales; Salicaceae. The record is from the annotation of a GenBank genome assembly.